Messenger RNA from Fundulus heteroclitus (mummichog), 2580 nucleotides. Its product is annotated as protein NLRC3-like. The transcript is spliced from 4 exons. The annotation marks the transcript as partial. NCBI's taxonomy places the organism in Eukaryota, Metazoa, Chordata, Actinopteri, Cyprinodontiformes, Fundulidae. The record is from RefSeq and is a predicted model, not a curated record. Gene Ontology annotation, molecular function: protein binding.
AAAUCUGGUCUGAAGGAGAAGUUCCAGUGUGUGUUUGAGGGGAUCGCUAAAGCAGGAAGUCCAACCCUUCUGAACCAGAUCUACACAGAGCUCUACAUCACAGAGGGAGGGACUGGAGAGGUCAAUGAUGAACAUGAGGUCAGACAGAUUGAAACAGCAUCCAGGAAACCACACAGACCAGAAACAACCAUCAGACAAGAAGACAUCUUUAAAGUCCCACCUGGAAGAGAUCAACCAAUCAGAACAGUGAUGACAAAGGGAGUGGCUGGCAUUGGGAAAACAGUCUUAACCCAGAAGUUCACUCUGGACUGGGCUGAAGACAAAGCCCACCAGAACAUCCACUUCAUAUUUCCAUUCACCUUCAGAGAGCUGAAUGUGCUGAAAGAGAAAAAGUUCAGCUUGGUGGACCUUGUUCAUCACUUCUUUACUGAAACCAAAGGAAUCUGCAGCUUUGAACACUUCCAGGUUCUGUUCAUCUUUGAUGGUCUGGAUGAGAGUCGACUUCCUCUGGACUUCCAGAACCAGGAGAUCCUGACUGAUGCUACAGAGUCCACCUCAGUGGAUGUUCUGCUGACAAACCUCAUCAGGGGGAAACUGCUUCCCUCUGCUCGCCUCUGGAUAACCACACGACCUGCAGCAGCCAAUCAGAUCCCUCCUGAGUGUGUUGGCAUGGUGACAGAGGUCAGAGGGUUCACUGACCCACAGAAGGAGGAGUACUUCAGGAAGAGAUUCAGAGAGGAGGAGCAGGCCAGGAGGAUCAUCUCCCACAUGAAGACAUCAAGAAGCCUCCACAUCAUGUGCCACAUCCCAGUCUUCUGCUGGAUCACUGCUACGGUUCUGGAGGACGUGUUGGAGACCAGAGAGGGAGGAGAGCUGCCCAGCACCCUGACUGAGAUGUACAUCCACUUCCUGGUGGUUCAGGCCAAAGUGAAGAAGGUUAAGUAUGAUGGAGGAGCUGAAACAGAUCAACACUGGAGUCCAGAGAGUAGGAAGAUGAUUGAAUCUCUGGGAAAACUGGCUUUUGAUCAGCUGCAGAAAGGAAACCUUAUCUUCUAUGAAUCAGACCUGACAGAGUGUGGCAUCGAUAUCAGAGCAGCCUCAGUGUACUCAGGAGUGUUCACACAGAUCUUUAGAGAGGAGAGGGGGCUGUACCAGGACAAGGUGUUCUGCUUCGUCCAUCUGAGUCUUCAGGAGUUCCUGGCUGCUCUUCAUGUUCAUCUGACCUUCAUCACCUCUGGUGUCAACCUGAUGGAAGAAACACAAACAUCUAAGAAGUCUUUAUUUUCUAAGAAACCAAAACUAAACUCUCUUCACCAGACAGCUGUUGAUCAGGCCUUACAGAGUCCAAAUGGACACCUGGACUUGUUCCUCCGGUUCCUCCUGGGUCUUUCACUGCAGACCAAUCAGAGACUCCUACAAGGUCUACUGACACAGACAGGAAGUAGGUCACAGACCAAUCAGGAAACAGUUCAGUACAUCAAGGAGAAGAUCAGUGAGAAUGUGUCUGCAGAGAAAAGCAUCAAUCUGUUCCACUGUCUGAAUGAACUGAAGGAUCGUUCUCUAGUGGAGGAGAUCCAACAGUCUCUGAGAUCAGGGAGUCUCUCCACAGAUAAACUGUCUCCUGCUCAGUGGUCAGCUCUGGGUUUCAUCUUAGUGUCAUCAGCAGAAGAUCUGGAUGUGUUUGACCUGAAGAAAUACUCUGCUUCAGAGGAGGUUCUCCUGAGGCUGCUGCCAGUGGUUAAAGCCUCCAACAAAGCUCUACUGAGUGACUGUAACCUCUCAGAGAGAAGCUGUGAAGCUCUGUCCUCAGUUCUCAGCUCCCAGUCCUCCAGUCUCAGAGAACUGGACCUGAGUAACAACAACCUGCAGGAUUCAGGAGUGAAGCUUCUCUCUGCUGGACUGGAGAGUCCAAACUGCAGACUGGAAACUCUCAGCUUGUCAGGCUGUCUGGUCUCAGAGGAAGGCUGUGUUUCUCUGAAAUCAGCUCUGAGCUCCAACCCCUCCCAUCUGAAAGAGUUGGACCUGAGCUACAAUCAUCCAGGAGACUCAGGAGUGAAGCUGCUGUCGGCUGGACUGAAGGAUCCACGCUGGAAACUGGAAACUCUCAGGUAUGGAGGAAUAACGCAACUCACAAUCGACACAAACACAGUGAGCAGAAAACUCAAACUGUCUGAAGACAACAGGAAGGUGACAGAUGUGAAGGAGCUUCAGUCAUAUCCUGAUCAUCCAGACAGAUUUGAUUACUGGUCUCAGCUGCUGUGUAGAACUGGUCUGACUGGUCGCUGUUACUGGGAGGUCGAGUGGAGAGGAGACGUUAAUAUAUCAGUGAGUUACAGAAGAAUCAGGAGGAAAGGAAUCAGUUUAGACUGUUGGUUUGGAGAGAAUGAUCAGUCCUGGAGUCUGAGCUGCUCUGAUCGUCGUGGUUACUAUGUCUGUCACAAUAACAUAGAAACAUCUAUCUCCUCCUCCUCCGUCUCCAACAGAGUAGCAGUGUAUGUGGACUGUCCUGCUGGUAUUCUGUCCUUCUACAGAGUCUCCUCUGACUCACUGAUCCACCUCCACACCUUCAACACCACAUUC